AUGAAUUAAUCUAAUAAAUAAAACGAAGAACUAUCUGAGAUUUUCGUGAAAGUUAAGGAUAUUGAUGAACAAAUAUACUACUUGAUAAUUGAAAUACUAAGAAAAGAAAAGAUUUCAGAUUGCAUAGGAUUCCUUUCAAACCUUGAUAAUCAAAAAUAUUUAGAUGAAUAACUCAAGGUGCAUCAGGAUCUAGAAAUAAUUAACAUUGAGAAGAUGACUAAUAUUAUCUAAUAAAUACAAGAUCAAAACUUUAAUAAAUAUAAUUAUUCAGAGGAAAUCUACACAGACUUAAAAAAAGACCUGAUUAAAAAUGUAUUAAAUAAUAGAAGAUAAUCCAAUUUUUUUAAUUUUUAGUUCGUCUCACAGCCUUAGAUUAAACCUUUAUCUAGUGUGGGUCAAAUUCAUUACAUUUAUUAGUUGAGAUGAAGGUUGAACUUGGAAACUAAAAUUUUGAAAAUAUUAAAGUUUGCAAUACAUCCAUAGUGGGUGCUAAUUUUGUUAGAUGCAAUUUAAGUGGAUCGUAAUUUGAAACGUCGAUAUAAGUGGAUUGAAUUUGAACGGCGCGAUACUAUUUAACUGUAAAUGGAAGAAUAUUAAAAUACAAAAGUUAAGUAUAUUAAAAGGACAUACUUUGGCAGUCCUAUCAGUAUGUUUUACUCCAGAUAGUUCUACAUUAGCAUCUUGUAGUGGAGAUAAUUCAAUCCGUUUAUGGGAUAUUAAAACAGGAGAAUAAAAAUCUAAAUUAUUUGGUCAUACUAGUAUUGUCUAUUCAGUCUAUUUCUCACCUGAUGGUACUACAUUAGCAUCUGGUAGGGAUGAUAUGUCCAUCAGAAUAUGGGAUGUUAAAACAGGAAAAUAAAAAUCCAAAUGGGAUGGCCAUUUUGCUUUUAUCAAUUCAAUAUGUUUCUCUCCUGAUGGUACUGCGUUGGCAUCUGGCAGCAGAGAAAAAUCUAUCCGUUUAUGGGAUAUUAAAAUAGGAAAAUUAAAAUUCAAAUUUAAUGGUCAUUCAGAUUGCGUCCUAUCCGUCUGUUUCUCAAAAGUGUUUUUGAUUUUUAUAUUUUCAAAAUAAUGGUUUUUUCAAAUUAAUUUUCAUUUAUGA
Molecule: messenger RNA, 1099 nt
Organism: Paramecium pentaurelia
Lineage: Eukaryota; Ciliophora; Oligohymenophorea; Peniculida; Parameciidae
Source: the annotation of a GenBank genome assembly